AUGGCGUCUGAUGAGUCUCAGCUGUCUGAUGAUGAUGAUGUUGAUCUAGAUGAUGACUCCGACUCCGAAAGAGUGAACAAAAAAAAAUUGCCAACUUAUGUCAUUGCUGACGGAUUCCGCUUACCAGGUAUGUUUCCUGCUGAAGCCUUCCGAUCUGCCUUAGCUUACACGCCUCGGCCCGAUGACCUUUUCAUCGUGACUUUUCCAAAAUGCGGAACCACCUGGGUCCAGAACAUUGUGGCCUGCAUCUACAGAGAUGGGAAACCCUUUCAGUCAGCUCUGGAAUUCUUUACUCAGACGCCAUUCCUCGAAAUGACCGGAGCAGAAGCCGCGGAGACGAUGAAGAGUCCGGAGGCCAUCAAAUUUCAUUUGGCUUAUCAUAUGACGCCGAUGUCCGCUGAAGCAAAAUAUAUCUUUGUGGCCAGGAAUCCUAAGGAGGCCUUCGAAAAAGACCCUAAGCUUCUCCAGGAUGUCAUCUACUACAGCAGUUUUGGUUUUAUGAAAGAACACUUCAACAGACACUUGGCAGAGCUCUGCAGCCUUCCGAGGGAUGUCAUCCUCAACAACCCCGACAUUCCCUCGCACCUGAGACAGAUAUUUGGAGCAGAGAAGAAAUUGAUGAAGACAAACGCAAACAGAGUGUGCACUUCAUCAGAAAAGGUCAGGAAGAUUCACAGACUUUUUAAUUGGGGAGCAUUUAUUGUAAUUAAUUUAUGCAUUGUGGGGGACUGGCGAAAUUACUUAUCCCCUGAGCAAAAUGAAAGGCUGGAGAGAAAGUUUAGGGCGAAGACAGCUGGAACAGAAUUAGCAGAUCAAUGGAAAGAUGACCUGAAAUAG
This is a messenger RNA of Uloborus diversus, 837 nucleotides long. RefSeq names its product sulfotransferase 1C4-like. Gene Ontology annotation, biological process: sulfation. Gene Ontology annotation, molecular function: sulfotransferase activity. The record is from RefSeq and is a predicted model, not a curated record. Lineage: Eukaryota; Metazoa; Arthropoda; Arachnida; Araneae; Uloboridae. Bases 1 to 837 code for a protein of 278 amino acids. Gene Ontology annotation, cellular component: cytoplasm. The transcript has 4 exons.